ACGAACGCUGCUCAUGGUGACGCGCAUGCGCCCUCGCGACACCCUAGCGCCAGCUGCCACGCUGUUGCUAGGCAACAGAGUAAUCAGAGUAGCCAGGGACACGGCUCUGUUUCGCGACAAUGCUGAAGGGCCACGGUUCCAGAGCUGACAGAAGGAAGCAGGCCGUGAUGGCUGGAGCACUUCAGGAUCACAUCAUCCGGAGCCUUCCAUCAUCACCUUCCACACAUCUUGCACACACACACCAUUAUGGUGAUGAUGAUGAUGACGAUGAGCAAGAGUUUGUGCUGGACUCACGUCAGCCUCCGCUCACACUCGCUCAGAAGCUGGGAUUAGUAGCAGCUCCCAUCAGCAGCAGAAGGCUUAGUGAAGACGAGUGGAUGGAGGUGAAAUCUCGCUCUCUGCUGAACGGAGACUCCACGCAUCCCUGCAUCAUCUGCACAGAGGAGUUCCGCCUCCAGCCGCAGGUUUUGCUUUCCUGUUCUCACAUCUUUCACAAAGCAUGUUUGAGGAAGUUGGAGCACUUUUCGGGAAGGAAGUGUUGUCCGCUGUGCAGGACGGAGCACUAUGAGACCCGAGUGAUACUCGACAGUGCGAGACUCUACAGAGAGACAUGUGCUCUCAGGAUUCAGGCCUGGUGGCGUGGCUGUGUCACCCGAAAGUGGUACCGAGGCAUAAGGAAAGUCGUAGCACCGAAUGAUCCACAAUUACGACGCAGGUUCUUUGAGGAGAAGUUUCAGGAGAUGACUGAGAGUCUGGUGCAGUCGUGCCGCAGCGACGUUGACUCGUUCCUACGUGACCUCGACUGCAGCGUCGCCCAGAGCCGAGACAUCUUCCACCUGUUCGAUCUUCUACACGGCAGCAGCAGAGGAGUGCAGGAGGAGGUGUGGAUGAAGGUGCAGGAGAAGGCGGUCCAGCGGGACACUCACAACUGUCCGAUCUGUCUCACUCCUCUGAGAAGCACACACUCAUGCACUCCGCUCGUCCUGCUCUCCUGCUCACAUCUGUUCCAUCAGUCGUGCCUCAGGGCAUCUGAGCACUUCUGCCAGGAGGGCGGCGCCACCUGCCCACUCUGCCGCUGUCACUACAUCUCACUUCCUGUUUAUGACCUCGCCCAAUAACAUACCAUAUAAGGUAUGACACUGACCACAAGCUAGCGAGUUAAAUCGGGCUUUUAUAUAUAUAUAUAUAUAUAUAUAUAUAUAUAUAUAUAUAUAUAUAUAUAUAUAUAUAUAUAUAUAUAUAUAAUCCGAUAUAACACACAGGAACCAGUCAUCACAGGGUAAAUCAAUAUUAAUUUUAUAUUGACGUCUAAUUUAGCAGAAUGAUGUCACCCGAUACAAUCUGAUUUACCAGAACAACUCAUCAGACAUCAGGAAUUUGAUCCCUCAAAGGAAAUCACUGUGAGAUUUGAUUCAUUAGAAGAGAUCCGAUCAGGUCAGCCAACGUGAAUCCAAUGGUUGUGAAGAAUCAAUUACCAGUCUAAUGAUUCGUUCUACUGAAUCAGACUAGUAUUUGAUUCACCAGGACUAGAAUGAACUCUUUACUAAAUUAAUCAUUAGAACAAGUUAUGAUUCAGUUUAUAUAUUCAAAUACCAGGGAGUUGGUGGUUUCUGGUGAAUCAAAUAACAGUGCCAUGAUUCUAUUAUUUGCUGCACGCCAUUCGAUUCACCAGAAGCACUCAAUUUUCUAGUGAAUCGAUCACAUUGGUAUUCGACUCACCAGAAUCAAUCAGCUCAGGUUGUAAUUAGUCACCUGCAAAGUUUUGACUCAGUUUUGUAACCUGACCUAACGAUAUGAUAUAUUGGUUUUGAUGAGUCAAAUGGCAGGCUGAUUAUUUGUAACGAAUCAAAUAGAAAAUUCAUCACACCGAUUCUUCAUAAAUCAUGAAUCAUCACAAUCAGAACAAAACACAGGUAAAUUGACCAAACCGAUUCAACACGUUGCCAUACGAUUCAUUAAAUCGUAUGGCAACGUGUAAAUCGUAUAAAACGUUUAUAGAUGUAUUAAUAAAGGAUAAAGGAUUUGCAUUGAAAAAGAACCUUUUAUUCCCAACACACUGACCCGGACGUGUGACGACAGACAAGAAAACAAAACAAAAGCAAUUUGGCUGCUUGGAAUGGAAUAAAAAAUUAAACUGCUGUUUUCACAGUAUAACAUUCACACCUUCGACUAGUUCAUUUAUAUCUGUGGUCCAGAGGAUGUCGAGGAAAACAAACAAACAAACAAGACAUUUGAUAAUCUGCAUAUUAUACAAUGACUUUGUACAAAACACAUUUGCAUACUUUACUUAACAAAAAAACAACAAUUGUCCUUCAGACACACAGUACAUUCAAAUGUAAGACGUGACGAGUCGGCUUAUUUAUUUAUUGACUGAGAUUUAACAAAUGACCUUUUCACAGGUUGUAAAAUCAGUGUCCCUCAUGUGAGAUCUGUUUAAAAAGCUCGAAUCUCAUUUGAACACCAUUUAAAACACACGGAUGUUUCAUGUCAUCACUGGCAUUGUAAACUGGCCCUUUAUUGUUUGUUUUAAGACGGUCACAUGAGCUGUCACAGUGAAUCUGUCUAUUAAAAGGUGCUCGCAGACGCAGCCGUCCAACGUUCACGCUCGCCGGUGUGCCAGGCACGUACCGACGAUCAGAGUCACGACACGCACUUUACUACCUGAUUCGUUCAAGUAAAUCAUCGUCAGCUCACUGGAAUCACUGAGCCGAGUCAAUUAGAAUGUUGUGACUCAUUUCAUUCACCACAACCAAUCGAUACGCCGGUACUUAAUUCGCCAAAGUAAAUCAACACUUGUUCUAACGAAUCAAACAGUAUCGUUGCAUUUAUUUAGUCAGGAUGAAUCAAAUACCGGUCUAACGAAUAAAAUUCAAAUAUGACACGGUCACCAAAUUGAAUCGUCACUUCUUGUAAUGAAUCAAAUAGUAAAGAGUUGGUUUUUUUUUUUUUUGUUUUUUUUUUUAAACGGAGUAUCGUGUGUCACUUUGGUUCUCGUGAAUCAGAUCCCAGAGUGGUGAUUUUGUUCAAACGAAU
Molecule: messenger RNA, 3033 nt
Organism: Tachysurus fulvidraco (yellow catfish)
Lineage: Eukaryota; Metazoa; Chordata; Actinopteri; Siluriformes; Bagridae
Gene: rnf32
Product: ring finger protein 32
Exons: 8
Coding region: 120-1118 (332 amino acids)
Molecular function (GO): protein binding
Source: RefSeq, a predicted model, not a curated record